AUGGCGUCCCUGUUUUUUUCCACUCCUGUCGAUAUUGACGUUGUGCUCGAUGACCUCGAUGAGCGCCAGACCAUCGAUGCCAAGCUUGACAAGGACCGCCGCGAGCGCGUCCCCCUGUACCUAGACGGCGAGUCCGUGAAGGGUGCGGUGACAAUUAGACCAAAGGAUGGCAAGCGAUUGGAACACACUGGUAUUAAGGUCCAAUUUAUUGGCACAAUCGAGAUGUUCUAUGACCGAGGCAACCACUACGAAUUCCUAUCGCUGGUGCAAGAGCUCGCUGCGCCUGGCGAGCUGCUUCACCCACAAACUUUCCCAUUCAAUUUCAAGAACAUUGAGAAACAAUACGAGUCCUACAAUGGUAUCAAUGUGAAAUUGCGCUACUUCGUUCGCGUGACUGUCUCCCGACGAAUGGCCGACGUCAUUCGCGAGAAGGACCUGUGGGUUUAUUCGUACAGAAUGCCACCAGCGACCAACAGCCCGAUCAAGAUGGAUGUUGGAAUCGAAGACUGCCUGCACAUUGAGUUUGAAUACUCUAAAUCCAAGUACCACCUCAAGGAUGUCAUCGUCGGCCGGAUUUAUUUCUUGCUGGUACGGCUCAAGAUCAAACAUAUGGAAUUGUCCAUCAUUCGUCGGGAGACAACUGGCUCGCCGCCCAAUCAAUAUAAUGAGAGUGAGACACUGGUGCGCUUUGAGAUCAUGGAUGGCUCACCUUCAAGAGGUGAAACCAUUCCGAUCCGUCUGUUCUUGGGUGGCUUCGACUUAACACCCACCUUCCGUGAUGUCAAUAAGAAAUACUCGACAAGAUACUAUCUCAGUCUGGUGUUGAUUGAUGAAGAUGCUCGUCGUUAUUUCAAGCAGUCCGAGAUCUCUCUUUAUCGUCAAGCUCCUGAGAUUGCCGCCACGCCGGCGAUCGCGCAGCAGCGAGAAAUUCAACAACAGGUGCUUCUCCAACAACAGCAGCAGGCUCUGCCACCUGGAUCCGCAACUGCUGGCCCGGGCCGAGAAGUACCCCGUGUUCAUAAAGAGCAGCAGCCGAGUCCUCCCCCGUCGCGGCAUGAUUCAACAUUGCAUGGAGAGAUGAGAUAUGAAGCGAACUUUUAA
Messenger RNA from Penicillium taxi, 1101 nucleotides. RefSeq names its product vacuolar protein sorting-associated protein 26. The coding region runs from base 1 to 1101 and encodes 366 amino acids. Gene Ontology annotation, cellular component: retromer complex; endosome. NCBI's taxonomy places the organism in Eukaryota, Fungi, Ascomycota, Eurotiomycetes, Eurotiales, Aspergillaceae. Gene Ontology annotation, biological process: intracellular protein transport; retrograde transport, endosome to Golgi. The transcript is spliced from 2 exons. The record is from RefSeq and is a predicted model, not a curated record.